AUGACAUCUAUACCAGACGAGACACGUGUCGAAGUAGAAAAUGAAAUUAAAACCACGAAAACCAAAAUACCUAAUAAAAGAAAUACUACCGUUGUUACUAUUCAUGAGAUACUUAAAAUUAAUGAAAUGGAUAAAGGAAAUGUAACAACUGUUGAUGCUGUAGAUAGUAGUAAAGUAAAUGAUACAGAAAAACUUAGUGAAAUUUUAGAUAUAACUGAUCUAGCAGAAUUAAAUAGUAAUGUACCGAAGCAUGACAAGCAUACAUUUAAUAAGCACGUAGAUCGUAGUGAAGGAAGACAAAUUAGCUGGAUCCGAGAAUAUUGGGUGCAGGCUAAUAUGCAUGCUCAAUCCCAGCUGCCGCCUGGUGCAACACCAUUCACUUACGCACCUGACAGAAACAGUUUCAUCCAAUUAGUGUUUUUCCUAGUGCUUAUCAUGCUGAUUUUUACAGCCAGUUUCGUUUAUUAUGUGUAUAAUACUGAUUUGAAGGACACUUUUUUGCAAGCUGGGUUUCUUUUCGGUAUUAUUGGAAUGGUUGGAAUAUUGUGUGUAAGUUAUGCAAUGGCGUGUUCUGCUUGCACAAGAGUCCCUCCUUGCAAUUUUAUAUGUUUGAUGUUGGCGGUGUGUUUCAUGAGUCUUAUUGUAGCAUGGAUAACAGCACGUUACAGAACUCCAUUAGUGUUUGUUGCGUUAAUGGCUACAUCUAUAACUGUGCUAGUUUGUUUGUUAUUGGCUUGCAGUUCUUUUGACUUCACACAAUUUAUGCUAUAUCUUGUGGCUGUAUCAGUUGCUUUCAUGGCUGUGGUGAUGAUGACGAUGAUCGCUCAAAUGGCAAUGGGCAUCUCAUUUAAACCUCUUCAUGUAGUUAUUCUUAUAGUCGGAACUAUAAUCCAAGUCAUUUUUCUCAUAAUGGAACUGCAGAUGAUCAUCGGUGGUAAAACAGUACAAUUGUCUGAAGAUGAUUAUGCAUACGGCGCCUUCAUGUUAUACACGUCGAUAGUAAACCUCUUUCUAAACAUUUUGCAGUUACUUGGUUUUCUAGACGAAUAGCGUUCAAGCUUGACAAGACAUUCAUAAAUACUAGUAUUAGAACUCGAAACGGGAUAUUUACCAUGUUUUUCUAUUUCUAUGAGUUUCCAGUUCAUCCGUGAUCAUGGCGCUUGCAACAGUGCCAAAA
Messenger RNA from Spodoptera frugiperda (fall armyworm), 1177 nucleotides. RefSeq names its product protein lifeguard 3. The transcript is spliced from 7 exons. NCBI's taxonomy places the organism in Eukaryota, Metazoa, Arthropoda, Insecta, Lepidoptera, Noctuidae. Bases 1 to 1050 code for a protein of 349 amino acids. Gene Ontology annotation, cellular component: endoplasmic reticulum; Golgi apparatus; membrane. Gene Ontology annotation, biological process: negative regulation of apoptotic signaling pathway. The record is from RefSeq and is a predicted model, not a curated record.